Messenger RNA from Polypterus senegalus (gray bichir), 743 nucleotides. Its product is annotated as enkurin-like. The coding region runs from base 100 to 726 and encodes 208 amino acids. Gene Ontology annotation, cellular component: acrosomal vesicle. NCBI's taxonomy places the organism in Eukaryota, Metazoa, Chordata, Cladistia, Polypteriformes, Polypteridae. The transcript has a single exon. Gene Ontology annotation, molecular function: calmodulin binding. The record is from RefSeq and is a predicted model, not a curated record.
CCUUGUUUUUCAGAUCUUUGGCAUGUAUUUGCAUGCUUAUGCAAUACUCCUGUUUUAUGCAGAUGCAGCACUGGAUUAAAUGCCCCAGUGAAAGAGAAAAUGCAGUGGAGAGCAUCUCUGUAUAGAAGUAAAGAGCCACUGAAAGCAGAUACGCAUGGCCCUUACAAUUUCCUACGCAAACAUUCAAAGGAGCCUAAACUGCCCAAAAAGAAACCAUUUCGAUAUCCUGAUCACUACAUGAGGAAACCACCACUGCCCUCCCUAAUGGAUAUCCCAAUAAUGGGAAUCCAGAACAACAGAGACUACAUCACCCUCAAUGCAGUGGAGGUCAUUAAGGGUGCUCCUCAAAAGAGCAUGCCAUACUAUACAACAAAAAAGUUUUAUGAUGAUUCAGGAUGUCCCAUAUUUAUUUACAAAGAAGACUAUGGGAAGUUACCUGAGUAUAUAGUGAGACGCAGAGAAAAACAAAAGGAAUAUGAGACAUACCUCGCGGAGAAGGCUCGACGAGAAGUACCCAAGCCUCUUCCAGAAUCAGAAAGGCAAAAAAUUAUUCAAGGAUUAAAGAACAACUGGAAUGCGCUGAAUCGUCAGUACCUGUGUCUACCUAUGGUCACUGAUACAGUCUCCAAGAGGGUGCGCUGGGAAACACUAGAAAAAGAGAUGGACGAGUUGGAUAAGCAAAUUAAGAGAGUGGAAAAACAGAAAUUUAUCUUCAUUAAGAAAUAAUUGCCAUUUGCCACUAU